AAUAAAAAAUUCUCAGUUCAAAGAUGCUGACUUCACAGUUGAUGACCUCUGCCAGUUAAAGUCCAGAGAUCGGGGUAGUGUGACGAGUUUGAGCAGUGAUUUCUCUCUCAUCACAGAAGAUACACCUGCUCCCUCCAGUCUACAUGCAGAAGCCACAGACCUGACUACCAGUGGACCACAGGCUUCUAAUGGGAGGAAAGGCAUGCCGUUGUCUUCUCAUUCUGUGCAUUGGAACCGACCGCUUGCUUCAGAGGAGCGAAUGCCUAAUAUAAUCACUGAGGCCAGUCCUCUGGGGUCUUUUAAGUCCUCAAGCUCCUCCUCAUCCAACCACUCAGAUCAAAAUGUUACACGGACAGGAAGUACCCCAUUAGCUGUACCAGGAAGGAGGCCAAGAGUGGAAUAUGCUCGGUCAGGCUCCUCGCUGUCCACAGAUUAUGGCAGUUGGCAGAUUGUCUCAGGAUGUGGGAGCAUCCACGAUCUUCCCCCAGUGCCCUCAGAGUCUCCUCUGCCAUUCAGCUUCCAGGAUGAGGGUCCCAGCGGACAAAUGUGCACAUUUGUACCUGACAGGCAAGUGAGGUUGGAGGCAGUGAGGGAAUUGUUCCUUGCAGCCUAUAGCUCUACAGUAGGACUCAAGUCAUCGUCUCCAAGCCCCUCCGGUGCCAUCUCAGGCCUGCUGGAGCAGUUUGCCCGUGGGGUCGGCCUUCGUGGCACUAAUGCCAUUAUCUGAUACAUUUCACUCAACUUUUACACACCCUCAGGACUUUUCAGGUCAUCUUUUUUUUUCUCCUCUGCAUCUUGAUGUUGCACCAUAUCUACCACAUCAGGAGUACCUAAUUUAUUGGUGAAGCUGUACAGUGUAUUUCAUCCCCUCGUCCAUCUCUCAGCUUCUAGCAGCUCCUCUCUUCUCUUCUCACUCUUAUAGUCUGCUCUCACUUAUUCCAGUGCAAUCCUCUUCCUGUAAAAAAAGAAGAGUGCCAAAUCUAAAUACAGGGCUACAUUAAACUGACUGUUUUUUCUUUUACUUUAUGAAAAUGUUGUUCUCUACAGACCAAAUAAUACAGUACGUCCAUUUAUUUUCUAAUUUAGAUUUUAAUUUGUGCUGUCUUUCGUCUUUCUUUUACUUUUUUGCAUGUUGCACAUUUGUACUGUAAUAGGGAAGAAUAGAGAGGGGCAGGAAAGGGAAAAUUAUCUCAUAAUCUCAAAAAUGAAAAAUGCUUAAAAUUAUACUUUUAACAAAAAGGUGAUUAUAAUAGAGGAAAAAUGAUUUAUUCACCCAUUUUAAUGGCUUGUUUUAUUUUAGUUGCUGACUGUCUUACACACUUAAAAGACAUUGCUCUUGAAAUUAUUGUAGUGAGUGACUGCUUUUUAGACCUUCAGGAUUUGAACUAAGCCUAAAGACAGUCAGUUGUUUUGUGGUAGUUUUAGAAAUGGAAACGGUUUGGGCAGUGGUAAUGUAAGACAAUGUCAUUGUUCUUUUAAUGAACAUUUUGUUUUUAAUUAUUUAAUGAGUGUGUGUUAUGAAUUUAAUUCACUUUUGUUGUCUCUAGAUUCUUUUUAAACUGCAGUACUCAAGUACACAAAAUUGUAAAGAUUAAUUUAAUCAGAGCUAAUCUAUACAGAACAGCAGUCCAUGUCCUGCACUCACUUUUUCCUAAGUCAAGUCGUUUUUGUUAUUAGACAAGAGUUUUUUUUUUUUUUUCCUGAAUGAUUUGGGGUAAAUGCCUCAGAAUAACUGAUUUGCCUUAGCAGUAUAUAUUGAUGAAUGGCUAUACGGUUGCACUUGAAUUCAAGGAUUGAAAACAUGGAAUUAGUAGUAUUUUGGACGUAAAACCAUUGUGGCCUCAUUACCUCAGGGCCUUUUAUUGUGCCUUUUGUUCUUAAGGAGAUACAAUUCUGUUUUCAUGCACAGCUGUAUUAUUUUGCUUUUAGAUUUAAAACCAUGCCUUGCUAUAUAUCUGUUUCUCUUUUUGUUAGCUUUUUGUUAGCCGAUGUCCGUGUGUACUGUAGCAGCUUCCAG
Messenger RNA from Sinocyclocheilus anshuiensis, 2017 nucleotides. Its product is annotated as myotubularin-related protein 14-like. Gene Ontology annotation, molecular function: phosphatidylinositol-3-phosphate phosphatase activity. The record is from RefSeq and is a predicted model, not a curated record. The transcript has 5 exons. The annotation marks the transcript as partial. NCBI's taxonomy places the organism in Eukaryota, Metazoa, Chordata, Actinopteri, Cypriniformes, Cyprinidae.